This is a messenger RNA of Phasianus colchicus (ring-necked pheasant), 846 nucleotides long. The record is from RefSeq and is a predicted model, not a curated record. NCBI's taxonomy places the organism in Eukaryota, Metazoa, Chordata, Aves, Galliformes, Phasianidae.
UUUGGGAUGGGGGGUGGGGGGGGGGAGAAAAAGGACAGCAGAAAAUCCUAUGGGAGCAACGUGGCGCGACGUGGGCUUGUUCUGAUGGGGGAGAAAUGGGAAACUAUUCCGAAAAAUAGGGGUGAAAAACACCCAGCCGAGCAGGAGGUGGUGAUGGAAAUGCGGGUUGGGGUUGGAGGGGAGGAGAUUCGGGAAGGUUUUGGGAUGGGGGGGACUGAUGGAGUUCGCCCCUACGGCAGGCAAAGAGGCGAUGCUGAAGCAGAAGGACUACGAGACGGCCACGCUGUCCGACAUCAAAGCUCUCAUCCGAAAGCACGAAGCUUUUGAGAGCGACCUGGCGGCUCACCAGGACCGAGUGGAGCAAAUCGCAGCCAUCGCCCAGGAGCUGAAUGAGCUGGAUUACUACGACUCCCCCAGCGUCAACGCGCGGUGCCAGAAGAUCUGCGACCAGUGGGACGUGCUGGGCUCCCUGACCCACAGCCGCAGGGAAGCCCUGGAGAAAACGGAGAAGCAGCUGGAAACCAUCGAUGAGCUGCACCUGGAAUACGCCAAGAGGGCAGCGCCCUUCAACAACUGGAUGGAGAGCGCCAUGGAGGACCUGCAGGACAUGUUCAUCGUGCACACCAUCGAGGAGAUCGAGGUGGGGGGGGGGUCUCAAAUGGGGGGGCAGGUCGUAGAGUCGUAGGAUCAUAGAAUCACCGAGGUUGGAAAGGACCUAAAAGCUCAUCCGGUCCAACCGUUCCCCUGUAUUCCCAAUAGCUCCCACUAAAGCACGUCCCUCAACACCACAGCCAGUCUGUGUAGCCCUGUGGGUUCCCAUGUAUCCCUAUGGGUCUCCCAUGUAUC